This is a messenger RNA of Zingiber officinale, 2062 nucleotides long. RefSeq names its product peptidyl-prolyl cis-trans isomerase CYP59-like. Gene Ontology annotation, cellular component: nucleus. Gene Ontology annotation, molecular function: zinc ion binding; RNA binding; peptidyl-prolyl cis-trans isomerase activity. Bases 339 to 1934 code for a protein of 531 amino acids. The transcript is spliced from 15 exons. Gene Ontology annotation, biological process: protein peptidyl-prolyl isomerization. The record is from RefSeq and is a predicted model, not a curated record. Lineage: Eukaryota; Viridiplantae; Streptophyta; Magnoliopsida; Zingiberales; Zingiberaceae.
AAACGAGCUUCCGUUCUAGGUCACACAGGAUUUCAAAUCGAAGCCCGUUCCCUUUGUCUUUCCCUUCGGCUCUAUCGGCUGGUGCUCCUCGCGUGCCAUCGGCGGAGCAGCCUUGUCGCGGCGGUGUUCCCCUCCUGCCACUGAGCACGCGAGAGAGCAUCCUCUUGCUUCCUUCCUCGCCGCGCGGAGUAGCAGCCCUUCUGUCGGCCAAACAAUCGCGGAGGAAAGCUGCGCCGCAGCCUUGCAACAGCUCAGUCCUUCCAUCGAUAGCAGACUCAUUCCUGGAGCAAUCGGUAGAGGUGUGUUUGGAAGCGUCUUCAUUGACCUAGUUACUCAUCAUGUCGGUCUUGAUUGUGACGAGCGUUGGGGACAUUGUGGUGGAUCUCCACUCUGAUAGGUGUCCUCUGACUUCCAAAAACUUUCUCAAACUUUGCAAGAUGAAAUAUUACAAUGGAUGCCUGUUCCAUAAGGUGGAAAAGGAUUUCUUGGCACAAAGUGGAGACAGGACUGGAACUGGCACUGGAGGUGAUUCGGUGUACAAGUUUCUAUAUGGUGACCAGGCACGAUUUUUUGAUGAUGAAAUACAUCCUGAGCUGAAGCAUUCUCGGACUGGUACUCUAGCCAUGGCUAGUGCAGGAGAGAAUCUUAAUGCUUCCCAGUUCUACUUCACAUUACGAGAUGACAUUGACUAUCUCGAUGGGAAACACACUGUAUUUGGUGUUGUUGAAGAAAAGGAAGGAUUGGACACUCUGGCUAAGAUAAAUGAAGCUUAUGUGGAUUCUAACAAAAGGCCCUAUAAAGAUAUAAGAAUCAAGCAUACCUACAUUCUGGACGAUCCUUUUGAUGACCCACCUCAACUUUCUGAGUUUAUCCCUGAGAAAUCCCCAGAAGGUAAACUAGAUGAUGAGAUUGUAGAAGAGCGAUUAGAAGAUGACUGGGUUCCCUUGGACGAUACAUUAGGCCCAGAAGAGCUCGAGGAGAGACUUCGUAGUAAAGAGGCCCAUACAAAUGCGGCUAUUCUUGAAAGUAUAGGAGACAUUCCUGAUGCUGAUGUUAAACCACCAGAGAAUGUACUGUUUGUUUGUAAACUGAAUCCAGUUACUCAAGAUGAGGAUUUGCAUACAAUAUUUUCACGCUUUGGAACUGUUACAUCGGCUGACAUAAUACGCGAUUACAAGACUGGAGACAGUUUAUGCUAUGCUUUCAUAGAGUUUGAGUCGAAUGAUGCAUGUGAACGAGCAUAUUUCAAGAUGGACAACACUCUAAUUGACGACCGGAGGAUACACGUGGAUUUCAGCCAAAGUGUGUCUAGACUAUGGAACCAGUAUAGGCAUGGAAAAAGAAGCAAUUCCGAUAAAGGAUGCUUCAAAUGUGGGGCUCUCGAUCACUUAGCAAAGAACUGCGACAAUGACACCGAGAACAAACAGAAAGGAAACAAGUAUGUUUUGAAAGAUGAUAGUACACAGCGCGGUGGACAUCAACAUGAGAGAUAUGACAUGUUGUUUGACGAAGAUAAUCUGGAGGAUCAAAGAGAAGACCGAUCAGGAAAGACAAAGAAGCCAAAGUACUCUACUGAAAGAGACAGGAAUUCUGACAGGCAGAGGAACAAGGACUAUAUCAGAAGUGGUAGUGGGCUAAAUGAGAAAACCAGAGAAAGCCAAAGAUACGACGAUCAUUACAAAGAAAGCCACCGGAGACGGCUUGAAAGUAGCAGACGUGCACAGGACAGUGAUGAUCAAAAGAGAAGCUAUAGCCACCAUGUAAAAGACACAGGAGACAGGAAUGAGAGAGAUCGUCAUAGGAGAAAUGAGGAUGAGCACCUUCGUAAGAGAAGAAGUCGGGACCAGGAAACUGACCAUAGCCGGGAGAGGAGUUCCAGGGACAGGGAGGACAAGUAUCACAAGGAACGUAGUUACAGAGAGGAAAGGAGAUAAAAACUUUGUUUCAUGUAAUGGAGUUGGGAUUCUUGGUUUGUUUGUGUUAGAGAGGUUGUUGGAUUAAAAUAUACAAUUAGGAAAAAUUUAUUAUACUUAAUUUGAGAAAUCCCAUUUUAUUUUCAUCA